CUCCUUCCUCUCCAGGAUCCUGCUGGGAUUUUUGAGCUGGUGGAAGUGGUUGGAAAUGGCACCUAUGGACAAGUCUAUAAGGGUCGACAUGUUAAAACGGGUCAGUUGGCAGCCAUCAAAGUUAUGGAUGUCACUGAGGAUGAAGAGGAAGAAAUCAAACUGGAGAUAAAUAUGCUAAAGAAAUACUCUCAUCACAGAAAUAUUGCAACAUAUUAUGGUGCUUUCAUCAAAAAGAGCCCUCCAGGACAUGAUGACCAACUCUGGCUUGUUAUGGAGUUCUGUGGGGCUGGGUCCAUUACAGACCUUGUGAAGAACACCAAAGGGAACACACUCAAAGAAGACUGGAUUGCUUACAUCUCCAGAGAAAUCCUGAGGGGACUGGCACAUCUUCACAUUCAUCACGUGAUUCACCGGGAUAUCAAGGGCCAGAAUGUGUUGCUGACUGAGAAUGCAGAGGUGAAACUUGUUGACUUCGGUGUGAGUGCUCAGCUGGACAGGACAGUGGGGCGGAGAAAUACGUUCAUAGGCACUCCCUACUGGAUGGCUCCUGAGGUCAUCGCCUGUGAUGAGAACCCGGAUGCCACCUAUGAUUACAGAAGUGAUCUUUGGUCUUGUGGCAUUACAGCCAUCGAGAUGGCAGAAGGUGCUCCCCCUCUCUGUGACAUGCAUCCAAUGAGAGCACUGUUUCUCAUUCCCAGAAACCCUCCUCCCCGGCUGAAGUCAAAAAAAUGGUCGAAGAAAUUUUUUAGUUUUAUAGAAGGGUGCCUGGUGAAGAAUUACACGCAGCGGCCCUCUACAGAGCAGCUUUUGAAACAUCCUUUUAUAAGGGAUCAGCCAAAUGAAAGGCAAGUUAGAAUCCAGCUUAAGGAUCAUAUAGAUCGUACCAGGAAGAAGAGAGGCGAGAAAGAUGAAACUGAGUAUGAGUACAGUGGGAGUGAGGAAGAAGAGGAGGAAGUGCCUGAACAGGAAGGAGAGCCAAGUUCCAUUGUGAACGUGCCUGGUGAGUCUACUCUUCGUCGAGAUUUCCUGAGACUGCAGCAGGAGAACAAGGAACGUUCUGAGGCUCUUCGGAGACAACAGUUACUACAGGAGCAACAGCUCCGGGAGCAGGAAGAAUAUAAAAGGCAACUGCUGGCGGAGAGACAGAAGCGGAUUGAGCAGCAGAAAGAACAGAGGCGACGGCUAGAAGAGCAACAAAGGAGAGAGCGUGAAGCUAGAAGGCAGCAGGAACGUGAACAGCGAAGGAGAGAACAAGAAGAAAAGAGGCGUCUAGAGGAGUUGGAGAGAAGGCGCAAAGAAGAAGAAGAGAGGAGACGGGCAGAAGAAGAAAAGAGGAGAGUUGAAAGAGAACAGGAGUAUAUCAGGCGACAGCUAGAAGAGGAGCAGCGGCACUUGGAAGUCCUCCAGCAGCAGCUGCUCCAGGAGCAGGCCAUGUUACUGGAGUGCCGAUGGCGGGAGAUGGAGGAGCACCGGCAGGCAGAGAGGCUCCAGAGGCAGUUGCAACAAGAACAAGCAUAUCUCCUGUCUCUACAGCAUGACCAUAGGAGGCCGCACCCGCAGCACUCGCAGCAGCCGCCACCACCGCAGCAGGAAAGGAGCAAGCCAAGCUUCCACGCUCCCGAGCCCAAAGUCCACUACGAGCCUGCCGACCGAGCGCGAGAGGUGGAAGAUAGAUUUAGGAAAACUAACCACAGCUCCCCUGAAGCGCAGUCUAAGCAGACAGGCAGAGUAUUGGAGCCACCAGUGCCUUCCCGAUCAGAGUCUUUUUCCAAUGGCAACUCCGAGUCUGUGCAUCCCGCCCUGCAGAGACCAGCGGAGCCACAGGUACAGUGGUCCCACCUGGCAUCUCUCAAGAACAAUGUUUCCCCUGUCUCGCGAUCCCAUUCCUUCAGUGACCCUUCUCCUCCCAAAUUUGCACACCACCAUCUUCGUUCUCAGGACCCAUGUCCACCUUCCCGCAGUGAGGUGCUCAGUCAGAGCUCUGACUCUAAGUCAGAGACGCCCGACCCUACCCAAAAGGCUUGGUCUAGAUCAGACAGUGACGAGGUGCCUCCAAGGGUUCCUGUGAGAACAACAUCUCGCUCCCCUGUUCUGUCCCGUCGAGAUUCCCCACUGCAGGGCAGUGGGCAGCAGAAUAGCCAGGCAGGACAGAGAAACUCCACCAGUAUUGAGCCCAGGCUUCUGUGGGAGAGAGUGGAGAAGCUGGUGCCCAGACCUGGCAGUGGCAGCUCCUCAGGGUCCAGCAACUCAGGAUCCCAGCCCGGGUCUCACCCUGGGUCUCAGAGUGGCUCCGGGGAACGCUUCAGAGUGAGAUCGUCAUCCAAGUCUGAAGGCUCUCCAUCUCAGCGCCUGGAAAACGCAGUGAAAAAACCUGAAGAUAAAAAAGAAGUUUUCAGACCCCUCAAGCCUGCUGGCGAAGUGGAUCUGACCGCACUGGCCAAAGAGCUUCGAGCGGUGGAAGAUGUACGGCCGCCUCACAAAGUGACGGACUACUCCUCAUCCAGUGAGGAGUCGGGGACGACAGAUGAGGAGGACGAUGAUGUGGAGCAGGAAGGGGCCGACGAGUCCACCUCGGGACCGGAGGACACCAGAGCAGCGUCAUCUCUGAAUUUGAGCAAUGGUGAAACGGAAUCUGUGAAAACCAUGAUUGUCCAUGAUGAUGUAGAAAGUGAGCCGGCCAUGACCCCAUCCAAGGAGGGCACUCUAAUCGUCCGCCAGAGUACAGUUGACCAAAAGCGUGCCAGCCAUCAUGAGAGCAAUGGCUUUGCCGGUCGCAUUCACCUCUUGCCAGAUCUCUUACAGCAAAGCCAUUCCUCCUCCACUUCCUCCACCUCCUCCUCCCCAUCCUCCAGCCAGCCGACACCCACCAUGUCCCCACAGACACCCCAGGACAAGCUCACUGCUAAUGAGACUCAGUCCGCUAGUAGCACACUCCAGAAACACAAAUCUUCCUCCUCCUUUACACCUUUUAUAGACCCCAGAUUACUACAGAUUUCUCCAUCUAGUGGAACAACAGUGACUUCUGUGGUGGGAUUUUCCUGUGAUGGGAUGAGACCAGAAGCCAUAAGGCAAGAUCCUACCCGGAAAGGCUCAGUGGUCAAUGUGAAUCCUACCAACACUAGGCCACAGAGUGAUACCCCAGAGAUUCGUAAAUACAAGAAGAGGUUUAACUCUGAAAUUCUGUGUGCUGCCUUAUGGGGAGUGAAUUUGCUAGUGGGUACAGAGAGUGGCCUGAUGCUGCUGGACAGAAGUGGCCAAGGGAAGGUCUAUCCUCUGAUCAACCGAAGACGAUUUCAACAAAUGGACGUACUUGAGGGCUUGAAUGUCUUGGUGACAAUAUCUGGCAAAAAGGAUAAGUUACGUGUCUACUAUUUGUCCUGGUUAAGAAAUAAAAUACUUCACAAUGAUCCAGAAGUUGAGAAGAAGCAGGGAUGGACAACCGUAGGGGAUUUGGAAGGAUGUGUACAUUAUAAAGUUGUAAAAUAUGAAAGAAUCAAAUUUCUGGUGAUUGCUUUGAAGAGUUCUGUGGAAGUCUAUGCGUGGGCACCAAAGCCAUAUCACAAAUUUAUGGCCUUUAAGUCAUUUGGAGAAUUGGUACAUAAGCCAUUACUGGUGGAUCUCACUGUUGAGGAAGGCCAGAGGUUGAAAGUGAUCUAUGGAUCCUGUGCUGGAUUCCAUGCUGUUGAUGUGGAUUCCGGAUCAGUCUAUGACAUUUAUCUACCAACACACAUCCAGUGUAGCAUCAAACCCCAUGCAAUCAUCAUCCUCCCCAAUACAGAUGGAAUGGAGCUUUUGGUGUGCUAUGAAGAUGAGGGGGUUUAUGUAAACACAUAUGGAAGGAUCACCAAGGAUGUAGUUCUACAGUGGGGAGAGAUGCCUACGUCAGUAGCGUAUAUUCGAUCCAAUCAGACAAUGGGCUGGGGAGAGAAGGCCAUAGAGAUCCGAUCUGUGGAAACUGGUCACUUGGAUGGUGUGUUCAUGCACAAAAGGGCUCAAAGACUAAAAUUCUUGUGUGAACGCAAUGACAAGGUGUUCUUUGCCUCUGUUCGGUCUGGUGGCAGCAGUCAGGUUUAUUUCAUGACCUUAGGCAGGACUUCUCUUCUGAGCUGGUAGAAGCAGUGUGAUCCAGGGGUUACUGGCCUCCAGAGUCUUCAAGAUCCUGAGAACUUGGAAUUCCUUGUAACUGGAGCUCGGAGCUGCACCGAGGGCAACCAGGACAGCUGUGUGUGCAGACCUCACGUGUUGGGUUCUCUCCCCUCCUUCCUGUUCCUGUUUUACCAAUUUAUCCCCAUUCUUUUUUUUUUUUUUUUCUUACUCCAAAAUAAAUCAAGGCUGCAAUGCAGCUGGUGCUGUUCAGAUUCUA
Mandrillus leucophaeus (drill) is the source of this 4363-nucleotide messenger RNA. RefSeq names its product mitogen-activated protein kinase kinase kinase kinase 4 (gene MAP4K4). The transcript is spliced from 32 exons. The record is from RefSeq and is a predicted model, not a curated record. The coding region runs from base 124 to 4113 and encodes 1329 amino acids. Lineage: Eukaryota; Metazoa; Chordata; Mammalia; Primates; Cercopithecidae. Gene Ontology annotation, molecular function: protein kinase activity; ATP binding. Gene Ontology annotation, biological process: protein phosphorylation.